AUUUAUGGCUAUCAGUCGUGAUUCGUGUGCGGUUUCGGGCUCCACGAUUCCUUUCGUGUCUGUUAAGCGGACGCCUAUUUUUGUAAUACGUGAUUCACAUGAUAUUCGAGUACAAGAAGAAAAAGAAGAAAAAAGAAGUCGGCCAUUCGUUACGACUGUUGGUCAGCAUGAGCCGUAGGACGUGGCGUUUCUUCUCGACGCAGAUUGGAUGCCAGGGCUGUUUCCUGCAACCUGCAAUCAAGUAACCCGCUCUACCGAUUCGUCGAGUUUAUCAACCCGCGCCUGAUCGCACCAUUUAAAGGAAACGACCGUUCGCGCUCAGCAAUUCACCAUGACCCAAAACAGGUGUGCCGACUACCAAAUUCCUUUGCGGCUGCUCCUUGCGGUGGCGGUCGUUUGCCUGGCGACUGGCAUCGAGUCGCGAGCUCAAUUCAGCAACAUGCGAGUCUUCCGAACGAAUGGCAUGUUCAACAAGGACCACUGGCGUCCGAUGGACAUUUUGAAAUCGUUCAAGAUCAACAAAGAACAGGAAACGGACUCGUCGAGGGCGGCCGAAAUCGUGAGCGCCAGUUCGAUCAAACGCGUGAGCAUGGCGUCGCUUUUGCAACAAUUGAAUCAAGUGAGCAGCGGAAAGAAAGACGUCUUCUUCCCCACUCCGAUCGCAACCAAGCAGGAGGAAAGCAGCAGUCUGUCCAUUCCAGUCACCAUCAUCGAAUCGAAUCACUCCGCCAUAACUCCGGUCGUCAAGGAGAGUACGAUUCGUCGCGUCAAACUUCCAGCCGGAUCCAUUUCUUAUUCGAGGAACGGACCCGCCUCGAACGGACCGUCCAUUUUGCUCAACAUCAACCCUCAUCUUCAACGCUCGACGAAAUUUCCCAGUACCGAGCCACCAACAACCACCGAGCCGGCUACUACUACAACAACAACCGAGCCAUCAACAACGACUGAGCCAUCAACAACGACGACGACGACCGAGCCAUCGACUUCUACGGCCACAGAGCCGUGCGUGACCAAAGUUUACGUCAAAGCCAAACCAAUUGAACAACAAGCGGCUAAACCUUAUGGUAACAAGGCCAAAACGCCCGCUUCGGUCAGAGCCGACAACAUCUUAGCCUCCAGUAAGAAAUUGAGCCAAAUGCCCAACUCGCCCAUCUACUACAUCAAGUUGCCGGCCUCCUCUUUCGUCUCGGGUCGAACUCCGCAUAAGGAAGACGCAGUCCCGUUCGAUUUCUUCAAGCAGUCGCCCAUCUUUGUGGCCACCACCAGACGACCGAGUAAUGGCGGCAACAACGUCGUCGAGGAGAUCAUCACGACCGAGUCCCCAUCGGAGACUUUGUUGUCGACCACGACGAGAUCCCCGCCGCGUACCAAUUCGCGCGUCAUCAACAUCAAGGGACCGUUCGUUUUCAACGGCAAACCGGGCGGCAUCUAUUCGGCUCCAGCUCCGUACAGGCCGCCCAACUAUUUGGAUCUUCUCCAUCAAUUAUACCCGAAACUCAAGAGGGCUCAAUUUAUCAGACGCUGAAAAAGCAUAAUUUUAAAUAAGCGAAUUUUUGAUUCUUAAAAAUUAAAAAUAAAACAUCCCCCCGUAUUUAAUCACCGAUGUUGUCAUGAUUUGUGCCGUGCUAUUUUUCUAAUAAACAAAAUAGAAUGUCAAUCAAUUUUAAUAUAUUUUUUCCCCCUAAAAAGCCACCCCAGCAUCCCCCAGAGUGUUGGAACAUUGGGUUUGUUUGUGCUGUUAUUCGUGGAAUGGUUCUUAUUUAAGCUAUAUUUUCCUUUCCAAAAAAAAUUCGGAUUUUUACUAUUAUUUUUUAAUUUGCAGUGUGUUUUUCAACCUGAAUGUAGUUCUGCUCCCAUGUCGAUGCUGAUUUUUGUGUCUUGGUUUUCCCCCGUUGUUUUUUUUAUAACCUACCGAUUUUGAUCGAUGUGACAAGUGCCGAGAUUAGAAAAUACACUCAUAUCCCCUGCUUUUAGAAAGAAAA
Molecule: messenger RNA, 1982 nt
Organism: Daphnia pulex (common water flea)
Lineage: Eukaryota; Metazoa; Arthropoda; Branchiopoda; Diplostraca; Daphniidae
Product: mucin-2-like
Exons: 3
Coding region: 332-1525 (397 amino acids)
Source: RefSeq, a predicted model, not a curated record